AUGUCCGAAAAGACCAUCGAGCUACGGCAAAAGCUGGCAGAUGGAAAGGCGAAGGUGCAGAAAGAGCGAGAUCAGGGUCAGCUCCGGCGAGAAGAAGUAUCGGCCUGUGACAAGAGAUUGUCGUCGCUGAAAGACAACACUCAGGAGCUGAGGCGUUCUCUCGGCGAGGAGCGAGAUUCAGCCCAAAAGACUGAGACGAGGCUUCGCGAGCAGGUUGGCCGGAAGACUCGGUACGAACAGGAGCUGUCGUCGCUGAGGGACCAGCUGGACAAGCUGCGAAAGGAAGGCAUGGAGUUGCAGGAGCAAAACCAGGAAAAGGUAAAGGAGGUGAAACAGCUCCAAGAAAGGCUCUUAUGCGAGCAAGAAAAGCAUCGCAGCGAACUUCAAGCAGCGGAGACCUGCAGAGCUCAUACGAAGCGCCUGGAGGCUGAGCUGACUGGCGCAGAGGGCGCCAAGGCUGAUGUGGAGCUGGAGCUCGCAAACUUGAGGAAGCUUGCUGCAGCCUCGGGAGCUUCAUCACCACGUACUUUCAUUGCACCCUGA
Molecule: messenger RNA, 543 nt
Organism: Symbiodinium sp. CCMP2456
Lineage: Eukaryota; Dinophyceae; Suessiales; Symbiodiniaceae
Source: the annotation of a GenBank genome assembly